Messenger RNA from Arabidopsis lyrata subsp. lyrata, 1753 nucleotides. RefSeq lists its product as uncharacterized. Bases 15 to 1586 code for a protein of 523 amino acids. Gene Ontology annotation, biological process: DNA transposition. Lineage: Eukaryota; Viridiplantae; Streptophyta; Magnoliopsida; Brassicales; Brassicaceae. The transcript has 3 exons. Gene Ontology annotation, molecular function: transposase activity; zinc ion binding; DNA binding. The record is from RefSeq and is a predicted model, not a curated record.
UUCUGAAGUGGAGAAUGUCAGGAAUGUUGUUAGUGGCUUGUGGAAGAGAUCCUAAUGAUCAAAUGUUUCCUAUAGCUUGGGGGAUAGUGGAUUGUGAAAAUACUCCAAAUUGGAUGUGGUUUCUUGAGCAUUUAAUGUAUGACUUAGAUUUGGGGCCAGGAAAUGGGUUAACAUUAGGUAGUGACCAGCAAAAAGGAUUGAUUGCAGCAGUGAAGGAUGUUCUGCCGUUUGCUGAACAUAGAAUGUGUGCUAGACAUGUUCAUGCAAACUGGAAGAAAAAACAUUCUGGAGCAGAAUUUGAAGACUUAUUUUGGGCUGCUGCUGAUUGUUAUUAUCCUGCUCAGUUUGAUAGAAAGAUGGAAGAGCUGAAGAAUUAUUCACUUGAUGCUUAUAAUGACUUGAAGAUAUCUAUUUUCUGUCCAUGGUCCAGGGCUUUUUUCACUGAGUUCUCGAAGUGUAGUGCUGUGGAAAACAAUCUUGGAGAGUCAUUCAAUGCUGCAAUUCGGAUUGCAAGAACCAAACCAAUUGUUGAGAUGCUAGAAGAGAUAAGAAAAAGAGUUAUGGUCUCUAAUGAGAAGAAAAGAGCUGAAGCAGAGAAAGCAAAAGGAGAGUACACUCCCAGAUCUAGAGCUUUGCUAGACCAGCAAAUUGAUUUAGCAAAGAACUGUCGUCCUUUAAGUUGCGGUUUGGGAAACUAUGAGGUUGCCUAUUUCAACUACAAGACCAAUCUGCGUACGGAUGGCUUUAUUGUACAAAUGCGGGGUGUGGUCUCGUGUAGUUGUAGAAUGUAUUUGGUAAGUGGGAUACCUUGUAGCCACAUUAUUUCAUGUCUGAGGCAUGAGAAGAACAGUGAUCAAGAUCCUAAGACUUUGAUAUCUCCUUGGUUCACCACAGAGAAGCUGAAAAGAUGUUAUUUGAACUUGAUGAAACCUGUAAAUGGCAUGAACUUGUGGAGAAUAACUUCAGCUCCAAGGGUAAAACCUCCUCCGUUUAAGAAGCCUAGUGGAAGACCACCAGGAAAGAAGAGAAAGAAAGAGAAAGGUGAACCAAGAGAUGCAAAGAAAAUGACCAAAAGAGGAACCAAAAUUCAUUGUGGUUUAUGUGGAGUAGAAGGUCACAACAAACUCAAAUGCAAGACUGGACCGAAGCCUAAGCCACCACCUAAACCACCAGGUAGGCCACGAAAGAGACCAUUUGCCUCGAUUUCUGAAGCUGAACCAAGCCUUCCAAGCCUUCCAAGCCUGCCAAGCUUUCCAAGUCAAUCAAAUGAAGUUGAAGAUCUUCCAAGCCUUUCAUCUGCACUCCCUAAGAGAGGUCGUGGAAGACCUCGUAAAAGUCAGUUUGAUGGUGCAUCAUCCUCUCAACCACCUCCUGAAAGAACAGAGCCUAUGUAUGACACAGGGCCUAGAACUCUACUAAGAGAAGGUUACGGUGUCUUCACUAGUCCUGUAACUGGUGAUGACUAUAUCCAUGUUGGUAGGUCUGUCGUUGAUACACGAGAUAACACAGUCCUUCCAAGCACUCUUUAUGCAGCCAGGGAACGAAAGAAGCUUGCUGUUGGACGUGGUCGUGGCAAGAAGAAAUGAGAUGUGGCUUUUUCAUUUGAUGCUUCCCUUUUAUAUUUUCAAACUAGAUAAUGUUUAUCGGAUGUUGUUUGUUUUGUUGUGUUGUUAUGGGAUACCUUUUGUCGGUUUAACAUCAUGUUUGUGUUUUGGUGGAAACCUUAUCAUUAUGUGUUCUGUUUUGUUGGAUU